CCAACAAUCUUUGAUAAAACGUUGUCGUCGAUUUUUCUACGUGUUAUGUUUACAUGCAGAAAACCAACAUUCGGCCAAAUACAUUUUGAAAAGGAGUUGGUACCUUCAUCGAAGAGAAGGCGGCAGUAACAACAUCAGCGAUAGCAAAAAAAACAAUCCAAGUUCAAGAAGAAAAAAAAGAAGAAAAAUAAGUGCAGAGAUAUAUAUAAAGAUCGUUUAAAAUCAUCGAAAAUGAAAGCAUUCAUUUAUAUGAUAAUUUGUCUGUCGUUCUGCUCUGAAUUGAUUCAGUGUUCGUGCUUGAGCUAUGGACACAGUUGUUGGGGUGCUCAUGGAAAAAAGCGUUCCGGCCGCAUUGAAUCUGAUGAUCCACAACAGAAUGAUCGUUGGGCCCUAUUCAAACUAAUUCAAGAUGAGAAUGACAAGGUUUAUGGUAAAGAUAAUAUUGCAAAAGUACAAGUUGAUGAUUCGUUGGAAUAUAAUGACAAAAGAGAUCCAAGUAAUUUUUUGAACGCAUUGAGAAAACGGAACAUUCCUUUAAUUAUAUUGAAUACAGUUGAUGAUGUCGGUUUGCCGCAAAAAAUUCAAAAAUUUGAAACAUCCACCGUUGCACGGAAACGUAGGUCUUAUACAGGGCAAACUGAUGCAGCUCCCAUACAAACAUCCGGUGGAAUCAACAUCACAACAAACAAACCAAGCGAUUCAGCGUCAUUUGAACACAAACAUUUUUCCUCUUAA
Molecule: messenger RNA, 735 nt
Organism: Contarinia nasturtii (swede midge)
Lineage: Eukaryota; Metazoa; Arthropoda; Insecta; Diptera; Cecidomyiidae
Product: neuropeptide CCHamide-1-like
Exons: 5
Coding region: 232-735 (167 amino acids)
Source: RefSeq, a predicted model, not a curated record